Molecule: messenger RNA, 831 nt
Organism: Hydra vulgaris (swiftwater hydra)
Lineage: Eukaryota; Metazoa; Cnidaria; Hydrozoa; Anthoathecata; Hydridae
Product: putative nuclease HARBI1
Source: RefSeq, a predicted model, not a curated record
AUGGAUUUAAUUUUUUCUGAUGAAGAUAUAGAUUUAGAAGUUGCUGAAAAUGAGCUUCACCACCGAUUGACUCGAGAGUUUAGUUUUCAAGAGCAGUAUCGAGUCCCAAGACCGGUGUUAGAUUUUUUAGAAACAAAACUCAAAAAUGAUUUGCAGCAUUAUUCAAGACGAAAUCAAAGCAUUUCAAUUCGACAAGAGAUCAUAAAAUGGCCCAAUGAUUGCGCUACUCUUCCACAAAAGUUUAUAGAAAUUGGAGGUUUUCCUAGCGUAUGUGGUGUUCUAGAUGGCUCUCAUAUAAUCAUAUCUAACCCUCCUAACGAUAACGAAGAUUCUUUAAUUAAUCGCCACCAUGUUCAUAGCAUAAAUGCAAUAGCAGUAUGUGGACCCGACACAUACAUAUACUAUGCUUCAAAGAACAGUCCAGGAAGAUGGCAUGAUGCACAUAACAAAUUCAAAAAUGGAGAGCUUCCUUUUAAUGGUGCUGUGAUUUUGGCGGACUCAGCUUACCCAUGUCGCGAAUGGUUAAUUCCACCUUUUCCCGGUGAUCCAGACGGUGCACAAAAACGUUUCAACAUUGCGCUUAGGAAAACCAGAAGCAUAAUUGAGCGUUGUUUUGGUAUUGUCAAAAACAGGUUCUAUGCUUUGAAAACAGGAAAUCGCUUGCAUAAGGUUGAAGAUGCCGCUAAGCUCAUUAUGUAUGGAUUUGUUAUCCAUAAUCUAUUUGUUCGAUAUGGAGAUAACGGUAAUGAUUUUAAAAAAGGCGACGAAGAACAAGCUUCUAAAAAUCUACUACUAGAAAAUAAAAAUAAAAAUCUAAAAUUCUACUAUUAG